Malassezia pachydermatis is the source of this 390-nucleotide messenger RNA. RefSeq lists its product as hypothetical. NCBI's taxonomy places the organism in Eukaryota, Fungi, Basidiomycota, Malasseziomycetes, Malasseziales, Malasseziaceae. The record is from RefSeq and is a predicted model, not a curated record. The transcript has 2 exons. Bases 1 to 390 code for a protein of 129 amino acids.
AUGUUUAAGCGUCUGAAUAAGGCGUCUGCAUUGCGCGCCCAACUUGAUGAAGAGGAGGAGGACGAUGCACCUAACGAGAAAAGCAUCGAGGUUCAUCUCGAAAGCAAAAACCACAAGCGCCGCUAUGCACGUUUUGUUGCUUUCGCCGAAUCGGAGAAGAAGAAAGAAGGUAAUAAGGUUUUAUAUAUCGAUCCACGCACGCUAAUUGACCUGCUAGAAGAUGAGCGUGCGAAAGCCAUGCAAGCCACGGCGUCUGCGUCCAAGAAGCGCAAGACGGUCCAUGAGGAUGCCACGCAAGAGACCUACGUGCCACGUCUCGAACGGCGCAAGAUGCGUCGUGCAGCACGGCGAGAAAAGCGCGCGGCACUUCAAAAGCCGUCAUCGUCGUAA